CGUCCAUCUUGUUUCCAAAUUCCACUUAAAAGCACUUGAACACACUCGGGAAAUGGGACCAUCCGAGGUGACUGCAGCAUUUCGCUACAAGUGCCAGGCUAUCUUACAGGGCGGAAUAACCCGGAAAGGACCGACAUUCUACGAAGGCUCGGGACACUGGUAUCCAAGCAACCAGUGUGUUUCUCAGCAGUUUCCGUUUAACGCCACACUUACGGUAAUGUAACAACUUUUCUGUCAAAAUGUAUAAUGUGGAAUUACUCUCAGACCGCAUUGCUAGGACAAGUCUACAGAGGCGUCGCAACAAAGAGGCUGAAAGACAAGAAAGGAUUUUUAAUGACAAAGUGAGGACGAUUGGGGUUGACAAGGAAGAACUGGACAUGCAAGUGAAGGAAAAGAAGGAACGAGAAGCGGCAGAAAAAGACAAACAAAACGCACAAGAUGCUGAUGUGCUCCACAAUAGCAAAGUAGCUUGCCUUCUGCAUAGCAGACAAGUGAAGGAGAAGCAUGCAAUGGAAAAGGCCAUUGUCAGCUACAGGCAUCAGUGCCAGCCGCCUUGGAGCCAGCGGGAAUUUGACCUGAAUGACCCAGACCGCUGUAGGAAAACAGACCUAGGUGAUGCACAGAUGAUGCUCCCUGGCCUGGUGGGCGAGGACCCGGACAGUAAAAGCAGAAAGCAGAGACAGAGGGAGCAGCUCAGAGAGUGGCUCCUCCAGCAGCAGAGUGAGCAAGCAGCAGAAAGGCAUCAGCGAAAAGUGGAAGAGCAGCGCUAUGACCAAAGCAGAGUGGAAAUGGACAACAAAGCUCUGCAGCUUCAGAGCCUUGACACAGAGAAGAGAAAAGCAGCAGUUAUUGCCACUAAAGAGUACAAUCUGGCCAAGAUUGAAACAAAGCGGCGCCACUGCCAGGUAGAGGAACGUAAUGACGAGGGUAAUCGAGAAGAUACCAUGAAUCACCUCCUGACAGGUGUAGAUGCUGAACCCACCCUGAGCGUGGUGGGGGUGCCUGGUCUUUGUCCCAGCAGUGAUAUGAGAGCCCCUCCAGAAAGCCAGCAGCAGAUCAUUCAGUUCCAGAAAUAUCAAAUAGAGGAGAAAAAGAAGAUGGAAUUAGAGAAAAAGCAAGAAGAGCAGCAACACAAUCGCAUCCGCUUGGACUCGGCUCGCACAGCUCUGUUAAUGGAGAGGCAGCAGGCGAGACUGAACAAGCAGCUGAGACGACACCUGGACAGCACCAACGUCAAACUAGCCGAAACACACAAACAACAGAAACCAGACAUUGAAAGAGGGUGCAUUGACGACAGCUUCUUCUCCAAAUUCAACACCUGCAGCAGAUGAUGGACGACGCGCUGCGCUGAUGACUGGCACCUUCCAGCGGCUAUGCACUGGUAUUGGUGCUACAUGAGAAGAACGCUUGAUAAACUCAACCACACAGUGAAUCAGCACUUGUCCUUUAAUGUAGUUCACAACAUUUACAUGUCUGGAUGACGCUGACAAUUGUUCAUAUGAAUCUUGGCUAUUGCUUAAAAGGCAGAAAUUACAUACUUUCUUUUGUUUCUUAUUUUUCAUAGAUCACAUCAAAUGUGCCUAAAUGAGCAAAGGUUAACUCUGCCUUCUUACAUAUUUAUGACAACAAAACAUCUGAAAAAUUACUUUCAAGUAAGGACUAUAAAGCGGUCUACUACGGCCUUCUUCCAUUUUAACUAACUACCUGUAACACUCUUACAAAACAUAAACACACUACAAAGAGAAAUUGAACAACUAUGUCUGGAACUGUUACUUACUCCAAAACACUGGUAAACCUGAAUCUUAAAGUGCAAAUAUAUACAAAAUCCUUAAUAAAACUAGAAAUUACAAUGUG
Messenger RNA from Micropterus dolomieu (smallmouth bass), 1854 nucleotides. RefSeq names its product RIB43A domain with coiled-coils 2 (gene ribc2). The transcript is spliced from 8 exons. Lineage: Eukaryota; Metazoa; Chordata; Actinopteri; Centrarchiformes; Centrarchidae. The record is from RefSeq and is a predicted model, not a curated record. Bases 240 to 1331 code for a protein of 363 amino acids.